CGAUGGCAAAUAUAACACUUUGUUCUUUUAUUUUGCUUCUUUGUAGUUUAAUUGUCUUUGCAGAUGAAAAUCUCGUGAUACAACGUGUGUUAGAAGAGCUCUCGGAAUUAAGGUCUCGGGUUGAUGAACAGGAUCUCGAGCUGCAUCAGUUAAAACAGGUUGUAAAGUCCCAGAGUGCAGAGAUUCAGCUCCUUAAGGGCGAGCGCCUUGCUGAUGACGUCAGCGAUCAUCCUGAGUUUGGAAUCAAUUCUGCCAAUGAAAUUAUCUCUUCUACAAAAUCAAAAAAAUCACUGGGUGAUACGUUCCGAAGUGCAACUCCGACAAAAAGAAUUCUACAGAAGAAUCGUAGAAUCACUCCAUACUCUGCUGCGAUGCACCGCAUUGGUUUGACGGCGUACCGAGUAUCUACCGAUCCUGUCCAUCCAAAAGAAACCUUGAUUUUUAACCAGGUCCUUGCCAACAUUGGAAAUCGCUACAAUCACUACACUGGGGUAUUUAGUGCGGAUCAGGACGGUCUUUACGUUUUCUAUUUUGGUUUGGAGUGUAACGAUGCCACAAUAGAAGCAGAAAUAGUUAAUGACGAUGUUGCCUUUGGUUACACCUACUGUGACGGCAGGUCGGGAUUUUCAAACAGCGCAGAAAUGAUUUUAAAGGAAGUAUCCACAGGGAGUUCCGUCUUUGUUCGAAUAGUCUCAACAAGUAAUCAGAAUAACAACGUUGUCGGUGAUAAAACCAUAUUUUCGGGUUUUCUGCUUAACUGA
Saccostrea cuccullata (small rock oyster) is the source of this 761-nucleotide messenger RNA. RefSeq lists its product as uncharacterized. Lineage: Eukaryota; Metazoa; Mollusca; Bivalvia; Ostreida; Ostreidae. The transcript is spliced from 3 exons. Gene Ontology annotation, molecular function: protein binding. The record is from RefSeq and is a predicted model, not a curated record. Bases 3 to 761 code for a protein of 252 amino acids.